Microtus oregoni (creeping vole) is the source of this 7761-nucleotide messenger RNA. RefSeq names its product WW and C2 domain containing 2 (gene Wwc2). The transcript is spliced from 23 exons. The coding region runs from base 319 to 3894 and encodes 1191 amino acids. The record is from RefSeq and is a predicted model, not a curated record. NCBI's taxonomy places the organism in Eukaryota, Metazoa, Chordata, Mammalia, Rodentia, Cricetidae. Gene Ontology annotation, cellular component: cytoplasm. Gene Ontology annotation, molecular function: kinase binding; molecular adaptor activity. Gene Ontology annotation, biological process: regulation of DNA-templated transcription; regulation of hippo signaling; cell migration.
CUUCCCGGAUCCGAGCCCAGACGGCGUCGGCCGGGGCAGCCUGGGCGCCGCGACCCUUGGCGGCCACAGGGGGACGGGGAGGAGGAGGAAGAGGCGGAGGCAGCGGCGGCAAGGAGGAGGAGGGCUCGCUCGCCUGUUCCGAAGUAGACAUGGUGGACUGAUCCCCGGCAGGGCUGAGAGCAGGGAUUCCCGAGGCUUCUCCGCGCGUGGCCAGCUGCGCGUCCCGCGCCCUGCACGCCCCUCGCCGGUACCCGCCUUCCCGCCGCGCCCAGGGCCCGGUCCCUAUGGAGGCGCCGCUCGCCGGCGAGGCCGCCGACCAUGCCUAGGAGGGCCGGGAGCGGGCAGCUGCCGCUACCCCGGGGCUGGGAGGAGGCCAGGGACUACGACGGCAAGGUCUUCUACAUCGAUCACAACACCAGGAGGACCAGCUGGAUCGACCCCAGGGACAGGUUAACGAAGCCCUUGUCCUUCGCUGACUGUGUCGGGGAUGAGCUGCCAUGGGGAUGGGAAGCAGGGUUUGACCCUCAGAUUGGUGCCUACUACAUCGAUCACAUCAACAAAACCACACAGAUUGAAGAUCCGAGAAAACAGUGGCGGGGCGAGCAGGAGAGGAUGCUCAAGGACUAUCUCUCUGUGGCCCAGGAUGCACUCAGGACACAGAAGGAGCUGUACCACGUGAAGGAACAGAGGCUGGCGCUGGCCCUCGACGAGUACGUCCGCUUAAAUGACGCCUACAAGGAAAAAUCAAGUUCUCGCACAAGCCUCUUCUCAGGGUCUUCAUCCAGCACUAAAUAUGAUCCUGAUAUUUUAAAAGCUGAGAUCUCCACCACGCAACUAAGGGUUAAAAAGCUGAAGAGAGAACUCUCGCAGAUGAAGCAAGAACUUCUCUACAAAGAGCAAGGCUUUGAAACACUGCAACAAAUUGAUGAAAAGAUGUCUGGAGGCCAGAGCGGGUAUGAACUUGGUGAAGCCAAAGCCAUCCUGACGGAACUGAAGUCUAUCAGAAAAGCCAUCAGCUCAGGAGAGAAAGAAAAGCAAGAUCUGAUGCAGAGUCUUGCUAAGCUGCAGGAGCGCUUCCAUGUGGACCAGAACAUGGGCAGCUCGGAGCCAGACCUGAGAUCUAGUCCUGUGAACUCCCACCUCUCUCUGUCCCGACAGACCCUGGAUGCUGGGUCACAGACAAGCAUUUCUGGAGAUAUUGGGGUGCGGAGCCGAUCAAAUUUAGCUGAGAAGGUCAGGCUGAGUCUCCAGUAUGAAGAAGCCAAAAGAAGCAUGGCUAACUUGAAAAUUGAACUGUCAAAGUUGGAGAGUGAGGCCUGGCCCGGGGCCCUGGACGUCGAGAAGGAGAAGCUGAUGCUGAUCAAGGAAAAAGAAGAGCUUUUGAAAGAGCUGCAGUUCAUCACUCCGCAGAAACGCACGCAGGACGAGCUGGACCGCCUGGAAGCAGAGCGCCAGCGACUGGAGGAGGAGCUGAUGUCCGCACAAGGCUUGCCGAGCAGGGCUCUGGCCGAGAGAUUGAAAUUAGAAGAGAAAAGAAAAGAGCUGCUCGGGAAGCUUGAGGAGACUACUAAAUUAACCACUUCCUUGUACUCACAGCUCAAAAGCCUCUCCUCCAGCACACUGUCCAUGUCGUCUGGCAGCAGUCUGGGGUCCCUGACGUCCAGCCGCGGCUCUCUGAACACCUCCAGCCGGGGAUCUCUCAACUCCCUCAGUUCCAGUGAGCUCUACUACAGCAGCCAGGGCGAUCAGAUGGACGCAGACUACCAGUAUAAACUAGACUUCCUUCUUCAAGAGAAGGGUGGCUACAUUCCUUCUGGGCCCAUCACCACCAUUCACGAGAACGAGGUGGUCAAGUCUCCCAGCCAGCCUGGCCAGAGCGGACUGUGUGCCGUGGCAGCUGCAGCCCCCAGCCACACACCCCCACUGACCGAGGCCUCCAAGUCAGUGACGUCCCUCUCCUCCAGGUCCUCUCUGUCAUCCUUGUCCCCUCCCGGCUCCCCUCUGGUCUCGGACAGCACAUUUCCAGUGUCCCCUCACGACCCCUCCGUGCACCAGUUCUCCGUUGACUUUGAGGACUGCGGCUUGAGCAGCCACUUUGCCGACAUUGGCCUUGAUGAUAAUCAGGUCUUGCUGGAUUCAGACUCAGGAGCGUCCCAGUCUCUCUUAGAGGAUAAAGACCUUGACGAAUGUGCAGGGGAGCUGCUGUAUGAAGGAGCAACAGAUGUGGAAAAGUCAUUGCCCAAGAGAGGAGGACUCCAUCUGCGUGGAGACAAAACUGCGCGUGUGUCAGCCGCUGCCUCUGACGAGUCCGUGGCUGGAGACAGUGGUGUCUACGAAGCCUCCAUGAAACAGCCUGGUGAAGUGGAGGACACGCCCUACAGUGAAGAGGACAUCACCAUUGUGGAGACUGCCCAGGUGCAAAUAGGACUCAGAUACGACACAAAAAGCUCAAGUUUCAUGGUGUUUAUAGCACAGCUCCGAAAUCUCCAUGCCUUCCUUAUACCUCAUUCUUCAAAAGUGUAUUUUAGGGUUGCUGUGCUUCCCUCCUCAGCGGAUGUGAGCUGCCUAUUUCGAACAAAAGUCCAUCCACCCACGGAAUCCGUGCUGUACAAUGAUGUGUUCAGGGUGGCCAUCUCUCAGGCGGCCCUGCAGCAGAAGACCCUGAGAGUGGAUCUUUGCUGUGUCAGUAAACACCGCAGGGAAGAAUGCCUGGCUGGGACUCAGAUCAGCCUAGCAGAUCUACCGUUUUCCAAUGAGAUCUUCAUGCUGUGGUAUAAUUUACUUCCUUCCAAGCAAAUGCCUUGCGAAAAGAAUGAAGAAAAGGAGGCGCCUGUAGUCUACUCAGAGGAGCCGGGCCUGGGUCCUAUAGACCUGGAUGCCGUGUCAGCCUUGCUUGCAAGAACUUCAGCUGAGCUGUUGGCUGUGGAACAAGAACUGGCCCAAGAGGAGGAGGAGGAGGAGGGAGAGCCGAGGCCUAAAGAACAGCGGGUCCCAGGGGGAGACUGCUUAGCGAUGCUUAGAGAGGUCUCUGAUGAAACUGUGGCCGCAGACGAGGCUGAAGUUCACUUGGCCAAGGACAGUCGCACAGAAGACCCCAAUUCCUGCACUAAUGGGCCCGAGACAAGUGAAGACCAGUGUAGGAAAAACAGCGAGCCUGCUGCAGACCCUGCUCAGCCACCAACUGGAUUUCCCACCCUGGUCGAUAAGGAGACGAAUACCGAAGAAGCAGUGGAUAGCAAUAUGGCGGUCCGCCCCAAAGACCGCAGCGGCCUGAGCUCCCGACAGCAUCCCUUCGUGAGAAGCAGCGUGAUAGUGCGCUCACAAACCUUCUCCCCAGGCGAGCGGAGCCAGUACAUCUGCAGGUUAAAUCGCAGUGACAGUGACAGCUCAACCUUGGCCAAAAAAUCUUUGUUUGUGAGAAACUCCACGGAACGGCGCAGUUUGCGGGUUAAAAGGGCCGUCUGCCAGCCCUCCCUCAGGAGGACUGCUCAGGAAUGCCCUGUGCGCACAUCUCUGGACCUGGAGCUGGACCUGCAGGCCUCGCUGACCCGCCAGAGCCGCCUCAACGAUGAGCUGCAGGCCCUGAGGGACUUACGGCAGAAGCUGGAGGAACUGAAAGCUCAGGGAGAGACUGACCUUCCCCCAGGCGUGCUGGAGGAUGAGAGAUUCCAGAAGCUUCUGAAGCAAGCAGAGAAGCAAGCUGAGCAGACGAAAGAAGAGCAGAAGCAAGACCUGAACGCAGAGAAACUGAUGAGGCAGGCGUCCAAGGAUGUGUGCCGGCUGCGGGAGCAGAGCCGGAAGGUGCCUCGGCAGGUGCAGUCCUUCAGGGAGAAGAUAGCCUACUUCACGCGAGCGAAGAUCAGCAUUCCGUCCCUGCCAGCUGAUGACGUGUGACCCUGCGGCUCAGUGUUACUCCCCACCUGCUCUCUUUCCAAGGGAGGGUCAAAGACUGAACAUUUGCUGUUUGUUGUUUUUAUUUUUGUUGGGGGGUGGGGCUUUUGUUGCCUGUAACCUAACUGUCAAUCUUGAAGAACUUGCGUUUCUCACCAGUCUCAUCAGGUUAAUCUCUAAGCUCCUUUGAAUGUAACUCUUACAUGCUUUGCGAAGGAAAAAGAAUUCACAGGACGGAAACGGGGUGAUCUGGUCCCCACGUGUGGCACAGUGUGUAUGUGCAACCCCUGGGCUUCACUGUGCAAAGUGGAACAGAGGCCGCAGGUGCCCAGUGCAUCCCUGCUGAGCCCACUGCAGGGGGCAGCCACGCAGGAGCUGAGAAGUGGAACAGAGGCCACAGGUGCCCAGUGCAUCCCUGCUGAGCCCACUGCAGGGGGCAGCCAUGCAGGAGCUGAGAAGCUGCUCCCACCAAACCAGAGUCCUGAGCUAGAAAGCCACACUUCCCCACUGAAGGUGCUCGCAAGCAAGCAUCGCCCUGCGUCCACCCGAAACAGGCGCGUCCUUCCGUCAGCUGGGUCUGGCCCUCUCAUUUCCACAAGACAUUUCUUUCUGCCCUCCUAAACUUGUCUGGAGAAAACAAAACAUGUGAAAUGCUGAAUACAAGAACAUGAAAAGCCAAGGUAUAGUCCCACUGUAGAGAGCUGUGGUUGGAACAGAAUGGGAAGGGGGCACCAGCUCCCGAAAAACACCAAGGAAACGCAACUGAUGCUUAUGUGGCCUCUGCUUCUAACGCAAUCUGAACCUGCAGAGCUGUCUUUCUGGCCUGUACCAGUCCUAGGGAUAAAGGCAAUGCCACAGAGAAGCAUGAGGUGGCCCUGGGUUCUAAUGACAGCGUAGGCAGAGCAGAGGGGACCCACCCACAGCACACGCGGUAUGGAGGGGACAUACCCAUGUUCAGUAGGUGAGGUCGGAUGGGGCGCAUCUUAAUGAGAUCAAGCUGGCCAAAGAGAACAGUUAGUCCACAGGUUUCUAGGCUUACUAGGAACUAUUUUGCUGCUGUCAUCUUUAGGGGAGUCUCUCAGUGAGUCAGCAGUCGGACGCAAAAACACAGGGUGUGCCUGAGGGUACUGAGAGUGUGGACUGGGUCACUUAAACAUAUGUAUAUUUGGGGGGAACAAACAAGAUAGAAAUUGUUCAAAGUAUCCUAUUCUCCGGGUUAGGUUUUAACCAGAACAGGGCACUUCUUUUUUUAAAAAAGAAAAAGAAAGGAAGGGAGAGGAAAGAAAAAGACUCAGCAUCAAAGUGUUAAAAUACAUAGGUUUUAGGUAAUUUAAACCAUACUUACUUAGUCUGUCAUACUGGAAGAAGCCGGGUUUUGGUGAGCCAUCUUAUAUAGCAAGCUAAAUUAUUUUUAUUUUUUUAAUGCAAAAUAAUUUUAUAGGAAUUUUAAAAAGAAAGUUAGGCAAGAAAAAUCUGUUUUUAAAAAGAAUUAUGUUCUGCUGGAAUCCCCAUUAGUAAGAACUUUUAUUUUCCUGAAUCUAUGCAGAUUUUAGAAAGUUCAUCCUAUCAGAAUCAAAAUGUAUACCCAGCCAGAACUUCAGUUAUCAGCUGCCGCACCGAAAACUCCAGUCGUUUUCCCUCAGUGUUCCACAGCUUACACCCAACUUAGAAGAUGUAACUGGACGUGACAGCACUUGGAACAGAAAACAGCCUAGUGGCAGACUGAGUCCCAUUUGCCCUGCAGGUGACUGGAGGGAGCUGAAGUGCCCCCCCCCCCCAUCCAGGUCAACUGUGAACAGCAGAGGUUUAUUUAAUACAGUGCUAAAUAAAGGUCAGCUGUCUUCAGCAGCAGAGUUUGGCCCACGGACCUGUCCGUAGAAUUUUGUGUAGUUGUACCGUACGAUUUUAUUUUCAUUUAUUUAUUUACGGUCUUAUUUAUGUUCUGUUUAAUAUAUAGUUCGGUUCUGGCCAUCUUAAAUGUUGGGCUUACAAGAGGCUAUAUUGGAGUGUUACAGCUUUAUGAUUUUCAUCAGUUUUAUUGCUAACUUUUUGUAUUACAAAAAGUCUCAGACGAGUACUAAAGAAUAAAGUGUGUCUCAGGCUGGUAGCUCACAGUUGUGACUGGGGGGCUUUGGUUUGAUUUUACAGAACAUGCUCGUUUCUAACAUGAGAGAAGAACUUAUUCUAGUAGAAUCUUCCCCCACACUAAGAGUCAGCAAUAGUAUUGUGGAUUACACGCAGCUUGACGUGGGCCACCGCAUUUGUAUUAACCCACGAUUCAAAAUCAUCUUACUAACUCAAUCACAAAACCGUAUGGGAAAAUAAAAAUUUUAAUGUUAUUAAAAAAUAUUUUUAAAGGUAGAAUUUAUUCUGGACAGGAAAAAAAGAAUUUAAUAUUUAGCUCUCAAGUUUGGAUUAUCAGUAUAUUAUUACAGUUCUAUAUACCAGACUUUUAAGUGUUACAGAUACAAAAAGAGUAUUACUUGCCAAAUGAACAAAGUUUAGCUGAGUCUCUGUAGCAUACAAAUUAAGUACUUUUUUUUAAAAAAUUGCUAUGAAUUUAUAUUAUAUUAACUAUGAGAAGUUCAGGACUGAACGAACUGUUUAAUCAGGUUGAACCCUGCAUAUGUUUCUGUUCUCAUCGGCGCUGUGUGUUAAAGUGUUCAAAUACCACACACGGACUGUCUUCCCCUGCUGCACUUUCCAUGUGUUUAUGAAAACACACUCAGUAAUUUAAAAAAAAAAAACAAGGAUACAUAUUUCCUAAUACUGUAUUUCAGCGUUGCUUAUUGUUCAGCUCAUUUCCCUGAUUGGCACAAAUACAAGAAUCUACUUGAACCAUGUACCAAGCAAAUAUAAAAUGUUCCAUGAAGAAUUUCUCAGGCCAAAAAUUUGUCAUGAACAGUUCUUGAUUAGACUGUAGAUCUCAAGGAUAAACGAGAUGGGAUAUUUUUGUUUCUCUAGGGAAACAAGGGCUGAUUAGUCUGUGGGCCCCAGCUACCCUACCCGAGCUGGCAGCGUUCUUCCAAAGGAGGCAGCCGUCCCAGGAGGCACUGUGCCCACCCACACACGCCAGUCCCGACCUCUGCCACAGAGUCAAAGCAGGCAGGACAUUCCACCCCACCACACAGGGACAGAAGGAGGUGCACUUUUGCGUGGCACAUUCUACCUGAGUUCCCAGAAUCCACGAGAACCGCUCUGUUUAGAGGCAGGCAUGGAUAUUUCUGACGUGGGAAGAACUCUCUAGAGAGAGGUCUCUGGAAAGGGGGUGUCCCAUUGAGUCAGGACCAAGCAAGUGUUUUGUUCCUGUUGUUGUUGUUGUUGCUUUUAUUGUCCUUGGUUGUCAUGUAUUUUAAAUAAGUAUCUACUGAGAUCUUAGUUUCCUAAGUUACUUUAGAUACCCUAAAGAACAUGGUCAACAUCACGUCUGUUUCCCACAUGACUCCUGUCCACGUGAACGAUCCUUUCACAAAAGCGCUCGUAUGAUGUUUGGUUUACCCACUCAUGGUGUGUGUGCAAUCACAGCCUAUUUUAAAGGCUGACAACGUUCUAAAGCUCACUAAUGGCUGAUUACUUCAAAAUAUCCUGAUUCAACUGGCUCCAAAUAGAAAAUACGCAAUUGUAGAAAGAAAAUUGUAUUUAGAAGUUAAUAGUCACAGAAAGGAAAUAUGCAUUUCGGGAACUCAAAAUCACACUGAGUAGGGGUGAUUUUAGCAGGAGAUCCUACCAAGUCCGGCUGGAGCGAGCACCUGCUGAAGAGUAGAAAGGCCACUGAUCCAUCUGGCUUAGAUUUCUGAGCUGGCGUGUUUCAGCUCCAGCUGCUGACAGUGGUCUUGCAAUCCUGCCACUGCAUAGUGGCCAGAGGCGGGG